Molecule: messenger RNA, 4466 nt
Organism: Trifolium pratense (red clover)
Lineage: Eukaryota; Viridiplantae; Streptophyta; Magnoliopsida; Fabales; Fabaceae
Product: TMV resistance protein N-like
Exons: 5
Coding region: 135-4391 (1418 amino acids)
Biological process (GO): defense response; signal transduction
Molecular function (GO): ADP binding; protein binding
Source: RefSeq, a predicted model, not a curated record
AGCAAGCAGCCAUGGUUUCUUUGUAAUCUCCGCCCGGAUUCUGACUUUUGCACCUCAAAAGCUUUUAAAUUCACAACUCAAACACUUCGAAAUUCCACACACACAAACCACAAAAAAAAGUCACUAAUUCAUCAAUGGCGAAUCACGAUCAUUUCACUCACGACGUUUUUCUCAGUUUCAGAGGCGCAACUCGCUACUCCUUCACCGAUCAUCUCUAUCAUUCACUUCUCCGUCGCGGAAUAAAUGUUUUCAGAGACGACCAAAAACUCAAAAUCGGAGAUGAAAUCGGUCCUUCACUUCUACAAGCAAUUGAAGAUUCUAGAAUCUCAAUUGUUAUUUUGUGUAAAGACUAUGCUUCUUCCAGCUGGUGUCUUGAUGAACUGGUUAAGAUAGUUGACUGUUAUGAAAAUAAUGGAAAAUUGGUUAUUGUUAUAUUUUAUAAGGUUGAACCUUCUGAUGUUAGGCAUCAGAAAAAGAGUUAUAGAGAAGCUAUGAUGAAACAUGAGAAGAGAUUUGGAAAGAAAUCAGAGAAGGUGAAAGCAUGGAAGUUUGCUCUGAACAGAGUGUGUGCUCUUAGUGGACUACAUUGCACGGACGAUAUCUAUGAAUCUGAGUUUAUCGAUAAAAUUGUCAAAAAAAUCUCAGAUAAACUACCUCCCAUGCCUUUACAAAUCAAACACCUAGUUGGACUCGAUUCUCGUUUCGAACAGGUGAAAUCUUUUUUUGAUAUUGAAGCCGAUGAAGUACGCAUUUUGGGGAUAUAUGGAGCUGGUGGAAUAGGAAAAACAACAUUUGCCUUGGACAUAUAUAACAAGAUCAGACGUCAAUUUGAAGCUGCAAGUUUUCUUGCGAAUAUUAGAGAAAAAUCAAAUGAAAGAACUAGUGGCAUGGAAGAUCUCCAAAAAACACUUUUGUCUGAGAUGGGUGAGGAAACACAGACUAUGUUCGGAAGCACAUUUAGAGGAAGCUCUGAAAUAAAAGGCAGGCUUGCCCAAAAAAGAGUUCUUCUCAUACUCGAUGAUGUUGAUUCAGUAAAACAAUUGAAAUCAUUAGCUGGAGGACAUGAUUGGUUUGGUUCGGGGAGUAGAAUCAUUGUAACCACAAGAGAUAAAGAUGUUCUAAAAAAGCAUGAUGUUAAAAUUAAAACAUAUAAACUCGAAGAGCUAAAUCAUCAUGAAUCCAUGGAACUCUUUUGUUGGCAUGCCUUUAAUAUGAGCAGACCGGUAGAUAAUUUUGCAAAUAUAUCUUCUCAUGCAAUAAGUUAUGCAAAGGGUAUUCCAUUGGCUUUAAGAGUAAUAGGAUCCAAUUUGAAAGGUAAGAGCAUCGAGGAAUGGGAUAUUGAAAUUCAAAGAUAUAGAAUGGUUCCAGAUGCUGAGAUUCAAGGUGUACUUGAAAUAAGCUACAAAUGUCUAUCUGACUUGCAACAGAAAGUUUUUCUAGACAUUGCUUGUUUUUUCAAAGGGGAAAGAUGGGAUUAUGUUAAAAGGAUACUAGAUGCUUGUGAUUUCUACCCAGAUAUACGAGUAUUUGUUAGUAAAUGUCUCAUAACUAUUGAUGAAAAUGGUUGUUUAGAAAUGCAUGAUCUAAUACAAGACAUGGGUAGAGAGAUUGUUCGAAAGGAAUCAGCAUCAAACCCUGGUGAACGUAGCAGAUUAUGGUCUCAUAAAGAUGUUCUUAACGUACUGAAAGGAAACUUGGGAAGUACUACAAUUGAAGGAAUAAUACUUCAUCCCCCAAAACGUGAGAAAGUAGAUCAAUGGGCUUGUAAUGCCUUUGAGAAGAUGAAAAACCUCAGAAUUUUGAUUGUUAGGAAUACAUUGUUUUCAUCAGGACCUAGUUAUUUGCCAAAUAGUUUACGGCUAAUUGAUUGGAAGUGGUACCCAUCAAAGAAUUUUCCGCCAAAUUUUUAUCCAUACAAAAUUGUUGACUUCAAGUUACCUCAUAGCUCGAUGAUAUUGAAAAAUCCUUUUCAGAUUUUCGAGGAUUUAACAUUCAUUAAUCUCUCCCAUAAUAAAUCGAUAACUCAAAUUCCUGAUCUGUCUGGAGCUAAAAGCUUAAGAGUGUUUACGGUCGAUAAAUGCCAUAAACUAGUAAAGUUUAAUAUCUCUGUUGGAUUUAUGCCUAAUUUGGUGUAUUUAAGUGCUUCAGGGUGCACUGAGCUCGAAAGUUUUGUGCCAAAAAUGUAUUUGCCCUCCCUUCAAGUGCUUUCAUUUAAUUUCUGCAAAAAAUUUGAACACUUCCCACAAGUGAUGCAAAAGAUGGAAAAACCAUUAAAGAUUAACAUGAUAAGCACUGCCAUUAAAGAGUUUCGAAAGUCUGUUGGUAACCUUACAGGCCUUGAGUAUAUAGACAUGUCAAUUUGUAAAGGGCUUAAAGAGAUAUCAAGUAGCUUCUUAUUGCUUCCUAAACUGCACACUUUAAAAAUUGAUGGAUGCACUCAACUUGGAGAAUCAUUUCAAAGGUUCAAAGAGCGCCAUUCAGUGGCCAACGGGUAUCCAAAUUUAGAAACACUUCAUUUUAGCGAGGCUAAUCUAUCAUAUGAAGAUGUUAAUGCCAUUAUUGAAUGUUUUCCAAAUCUGGAAGACUUGAAAGUUUCGCACAAUGGUUUUGUAGCCCUCCCAAAUUGCAUUGGGAGUUCUAUGCACUUGAAAAGUCUUGAUGUGAGCUUUUGCAUGGAUCUUACAGAAAUUCCAGAACUUCCAUUAAGCAUUCACAAAAUAGAUGCAAGGCACUGUCAAUCCUUAACCUCGGAGGCAUCAAGUUUGCUCUGGACCAAGGUUUCACAAGAGAUCCAACGAGUACAAGUUGUUAUGCCGACGCUGAAAAGGGAAAUUCCAGAAUGGUUUUACCGCAGCACUCAUGAGAUUCCACUUUUAUGGGCUCGUCGGAAAUUUCCCAUUAUUGCUAUAGCGUUAGUGUUCGGGGAAGUAAAAAGGGCUGACGUUAUUUCUGAAUUUGUUGAUGCUAUAAAGUUGUUUAGUGGAGCCAAUGACUGGAGCACUGUUAGUCUCCAUUUGUUUAUUGAUGGCCAAGAGAUUUGUAGCAAGGAUUGCCAUUAUUUCAACGUUGGGGAAGAUCAUGUGCUAAUUUGUGAUCUACGAGUUUUGUUCAAUGAUGAAGAGUGGAAGAACCUUGAUGCAAGUCUUGGAAAUGAAUGGAAGGCCGUUCAGGUUCAAUAUGAUUCAGACUUGAUUCUCACUAAUUGGGGAGUUUAUGUGUACAAGCAAGAAAAAAGCACGGAUGAUAUUCAAUUCAUACCUCCUAAUCACAAUUUCUUUUCCUACAUUCCAUCAUCUCAUUUGGUUCCAAAGAGAUAUCCAGACAUGCAAAUCAAACAUUUCCUCGAAAGUUUCAAUCCAAGAGACAUGUUUAAUGAACUUAUGCCUCAAAUAGAAUCAGAAGAAGGUUCAUUCUGGUCCUUAAAAGUGCUUUUGCGGUCUUUGAGGAAUGCCAAGGAUGAAGUUAUAGAAAUGACUUCUUCCUCUGUGUAUGGCGAGAGUGUAAAGCAAGACCAUGAAGAUUCUGUAGAGGAUGUUAUUCAAGUAUUAGAGAUGCUAAAAGAGAGUUAUUCAGAACAUUUUGCUGAUUCAUCUCCUGAUGAUCUUCAAAUUGCAUGCGGAGUUGUAGAAAGAAUGCUGAGGGCACGGGUAGAGUUAUUCGAAGAAAAUUGCAUGGACAUUGGUAUGCCUAUUAUUCUAGAGUAUACUGAUACAUUGGGAGCUACUAACCGACGCUUUUGGGGAACCAUGGAGGUAAAAUUGGGAGAUCCAUUUUACAAACCAGUGAUGAAGAGGCUAAUCCAACUUUCCUUGGACCGUUCGAUGGUUGACUUGAGGGAAACCUUUCUUGAAUUGAAAUGCCAACCUGCAGGUGAAGAGGAAGCUUCAAGCUCUCUCAUAGAAGAAUCCUUGGAAGGAAACUACAAUCCUGAAUUGGAAGAGUUAAUGAGAAUGAUAGAGCAAAAUGCUAUGAGCUUUAAUAAAUCUUAUGGGAAAAUGAAGGCAUCUAUUAUUCAAACUGAUGAUCCCUUUUCUGAAAAUUAUCAAUUGGAAUCAUUAAUCUUAGGAAGAUUUAUGAUGUUAGGAAAAUUGACAAUGUUUGGAUCAGUGACCAAGUUCAAGAUCACACCUUACGGAAAGAUGAGAACUGAGGAUGGACCUUUCCGCUUUCUGAGGAUAUGUUUAUGGGGUUUGAUUUUGGUUCUUAUUAGCCUAGUUAUUCUGUCAUUUUAUUUCGUUGUAGGUGUGUGCCUUAAUUUUUAUAGGAUACCAAUAAUAAGGAAGUUACUAGUGUGUGGUUGGUGGCUUGUAAACACAAUAUUCCUGUCUUGUAAAAAAUUAUACAGGGGACUUGGCAAGAUUAUUAACAGAGUAAAAGACAAGGAAUUUUAGUGUAAAACAUCUGUCUUGAAUUGCAACUUAUUAACAAUCCAUUGAACACAAGUAACCACACACUUUUGAACGUCA